Messenger RNA from Hippocampus zosterae (dwarf seahorse), 2831 nucleotides. It is a transcript of the gene hp1bp3, whose product is annotated as heterochromatin protein 1, binding protein 3. The transcript is spliced from 13 exons. Gene Ontology annotation, cellular component: nucleus; nucleosome; chromosome. Gene Ontology annotation, biological process: heterochromatin organization; nucleosome assembly. The record is from RefSeq and is a predicted model, not a curated record. Bases 244 to 2175 code for a protein of 643 amino acids. Gene Ontology annotation, molecular function: DNA binding; nucleosome binding. Lineage: Eukaryota; Metazoa; Chordata; Actinopteri; Syngnathiformes; Syngnathidae.
GCUCUCGCGACGCCAUCAGCACCACCGCCGCCGCGUAUGUGUGUGACACUGUGUAUGCGAGUAACAUUAACCAGAGGACAAAAUGGCGAAAUUUGCGAUUUUACGUUCCCCGACGUUAGUCAAGAACCCCAAGAGAUCAACCAGGUCGAAAUUCGCUGUCGAGCCUCGGGGAUUUCGUGUUUUUGACAGUUUUCGACCAUUAAACGACCUGAGGCCUCCGUGAAUUGAGAUCAGGCUCCUGUGAUGCCGAUUCGCAGAGUAGCAGCAACUCCAACUCAGGAGAAGCCCAUCUCGGCCACAGCAGAAACAGGGCGCGUAGAGACCCCCGAGGAGUCUCCCUCCAUCGGAAGCGAGCAGCCUGUGUCCUCCGUGGACUCCACUGGGAAGGCCGCGGCAAAGGCAGGUGACGCUGCCGAGCCAGCCGAGAACGGCGAGAAGGCGGACAAAGGGGCCGCCGACAAAUUGGAUGACACGACAGAGAAAAAAGAUUUAUCCGGACAGAGUGACAAAUGCAAGGACUGCGUGGCUGGCCAGUGCGCAACACACUGCUAUGUUCUUCUACUAAGGCUGAAGGAUGGCUACAAGUACAAGAAAGCCAAAGUUAAGAAGGUGAAAAGGACCAUCCCGGUGUGGGCCAGCGUCACCGCUGGAAAGAAACUUCCCGUCGCCAACUAUGCCGGCACGCACAACAGACUGGACCAUCUCCUCAUCGAAGCCAUUACGUCAUUUAAUCACAGGUCUGGAGUUUCCUACCAGUCAGUCAUGAAGUACAUUGCCAAAAAGUGUCCUGAAAUGGAGCUGGACAAGAAGAAGUUUCACAUCAAGAAGGCGAUGAAGAAGCAGCUGGAGAAGGGAACCAUCAAACAGCUGAAGGGCAAAGGCCUCACGGGAACUUUCACCAUUGGAAAGCUGACUUCAGCCUCCAAAAAAGCCAGCUCGAAGCAGGAGGCUCUGGGAGACGCUCUGCCGCUCAUCAUUACGCGUCUGUGCGAGCCCAAAGAGGCUUCAUACCUACUGAUUAAGAAGUACCUGGAGCAGCACUUUCCCAGCCUUAACAUCGAGAACAGGCCAGAAGUCCUGAAAUCAGCCCUGGUGAAGGCGGUGGAGCGAGGACAACUAGAGCAAAUUACAGGCAAGGGAGCCUCUGGAACCUUCCAGCUGAAGCGUACUGGAAACCAAGUGCUGCUGAAGGGAGGCACCUUGGAAGAUGCCAUUUUAGCGGCCAUCACAGCCAUGAACGAGCCCAAGACGUGCAGCACUACUACAUUGCGCAAGUAUCUGGUUGAUGCCAACAAGGACGCCAAGGAGUACCAGCUUGUGGCCAAUCUGAGAAGGACUCUCACCAAGUGUAAAGUCCUCGGCUGGAUGGAACAGAUCACCGGUCACGGUUUCACAGGGACAUACCAGCUCUGCUUCCCGUUCUACCCAAGCCCAACUACGCUUUACCCUGACAAAUUCAACAAGGUGUCCACCAAGCCCUCCUCCAGGUCCAGGCGGAGAGUUGCGUCUGACGAGGACUCCGCGGAGGAGGAGGAAGAGAAGGAGGAAGAAGAAGAUGAAGAGUCUGAGGAAGAAGCCCCCGUGCGGAAAAGGUCCACAAAGAGACCCCCUCCCAGGGUCCGCCAUCCCCCUGCUGCCAAGAAGGCCAGCAGAGGACGAGGACGCCCAUUGGCCAAAACAUCUCCUGCCAAGAAAGCGGCAGCCAAGAAGGUGACUAAGGCCAAGGUGUCAGCUUCCAAACCCACCACUCCCGUCAAGAAGCAAGUGGUUGCCAAGAGGACAAAGACGCCCGCUGUCAAACGCCUGAACAAGCGGGGCUCCAAGCGACCCGCCACUCCGGAAGAAUCCCCAAGUGAAGAGCAGCCCAAGGAAAAGGAGCAGGAGCCCAAAUUGGAAGUGAAGCCCAUGGCACCGAAGAAGCGGGGCGCCGCCAAGGGUUCGAAGCCGGCAACGCCGGCCAAGCGACCCACCAAAAGGGGCAGCGCGAAGCUUUUCAAGCAGGAAGACUCCGCUCCUAAGGAACCUGAGGAGGCAGAGGAGCCUGAAGCCAAGAAACCGGCGGGCAGACCUGCAUCUAGGCGCUCCGGGGCCAAUGCCAGUGUUCAGCCCCCCGCCAAAAAAGCAGCACCUGGAGACAAGCGUUCCCCCCGAAAGUCCAAAAGAGGAAAGAACUGAAGAACUCCCCACCCCACCUUGUCUGCCCCCAUGGCCGCUUUCAUCAGUGCUCCCCUCUUUGUCUUCACCCUUUUCAAAUGGGGCAGUAUUUUAUUUUUUUCCCCACCGUAGUAGAAGAAAGGGUUGUACCAUGAAUUUCCUUUUUAACCGGUGUGUAGGGAUGCAGUGCACUUAAGCUUGUGCCUGACAUCCUGUACCUCGAGCAAUUUAGUUUCCUUUUUGAUUUUGAAGAAGUUACCUGGUCUGCUCCAUGUUGGUUGGCAUCUGGUGUUUUUCCAGGAAGCAACACUGUCAUUUUAAUUCAGACCCAGAGCCUGUUCUCACACUGUUGUUCAGAGAAGCAGACGUUCCCCCAGAAUGUGUUACCUGCCCCCCUCACCCCAAAGGUUAUGGACACGUUGUCGCUGUUCUACUACUUGUACUGUUCGUCAAACCAUCAAGUGUCCCAUUGGUUUUUGUUUUGUUUUUAUAUGUAUAUACGCGUGUGUGUCUGAUAGAAAACUGGUUUUAAUGCUUCACAGCUGUAAUUCGUGCGCAGCUCCGUGUUGUGAAUAAGGAAAAAGAUGCUUAGUUUUGCAUCUCCAUCCCCCUGCAUGCAUGUGUAUUCUUUGUGUUAAAUUUUUUUCCAAAUUAAUAAAAUUGCUCUUUGUACAACA